UAUAGAAUUGAUUGGGACGGUGGGAGUAUGAAAGUGAAAUAAAGGGAGAAGAUAUGGAUGACGAAGAGAGGAAGCGAUGAGCACGCAAACCGGUGCAAUGUAAUAAUAAGACUAGUAAUACCAAGGUGACAUAACAUAACAUUUGUUUUCUUGUGGAUGAAACAAAUGGAGAAUCAACACUCCUCCGAUACACUAGCUUAUCUCUCCGGCUUCGGAAACCACUUGUCCUCUGAAGCAAUCGCCGGAGCUCUGCCGGAAAGUCAAAACAGUCCCCUCAUCUGUCCAUUCGGUCUCUACGCCGAGCAGAUCUCCGGCACAUCCUUCACCGCUCCUCGGAAACUCAACCAGAGAAGUUGGUUGUAUCGGAUCAAGCCGUCGGUGACUCACGAACCGUUUAAACCUCGGGUCCCUUGUCACGGGAAACUCGUGAGUGAGUUCAAUAACUCGAAUAGUCGUGCGACUCCUACUCAAUUGAGGUGGAGGCCGGUUGAGUUUCCGCAGCUUCAGACUGAUUUUAUUGAUGGUUUAUUUACGGUUUGCGGUGCUGGAAGCUCCUAUCUUCGACACGGCUAUGCUAUUCAUAUGUAUGCUGCAAACAAAUCAAUGGAAAAUUCUGCCUUCUGCAAUGCUGAUGGUGAUUUUCUGGUAGUGCCUCAAGAAGGAAAGUUGUGGAUCACAACUGAAUGUGGAAGAUUGCAAGUCUCUCCUGGCGAAGUAGUUGUAUUACCUCAAGGAUUUCGUUUCGUUGUUAGCCUGCCAGAUGGACCAUCACGUGGUUAUGUGGCUGAGAUUUUUGGUACCCAUUUCCAACUUCCGGACCUUGGCCCAAUAGGUUCUAAUGGUCUUGCCGGGCCCAGAGAUUUCCUUGUUCCCACAGCUUGGUUUGAAGAGAGAACUUGCUCAGAUUUCACUAUUGUACAAAAGUUUGGUGGAGAGCUUUUUACUGCAAAACAAAAUUUUUCUCCAUUUAAUGUUGUUGCCUGGCAUGGUAAUUAUGUCCCUUACAAGUAUGACCUUGCUAGGUUCUGCCCUUACAAUACUGUCUUAAUUGAUCAUGGGGAUCCGUCAAUUAAUACAGUACUGACGGCACCAACCGACAAACCUGGCGUGGCACUCCUUGACUUUGUGAUUUUCCCUCCACGAUGGUUGGUUGCAGAACAUACUUUUAGACCUCCAUACUACCACCGCAACUGUAUGAGCGAAUUUAUGGGUUUGAUUUAUGGUGGAUAUGAGGCUAAAGCUGAUGGUUUCCUCCCAGGCGGUGCUAGCCUUCACAGCUGUAUGACCCCACAUGGUCCUGAUACAAAAACAUUUGAGGCAACAGUUGCACUUGGAAAUGAAGUUGGGCCUCGGAAAAUAACAAAUACCAUGGCCUUCAUGUUUGAAUCUAGUUUGAUUCCCCGGGUAUGCCAAUGGGCUCUGGAGUCUCGUUACUUGGAUGAUGAUUACUACCAAUGCUGGAUUGGCUUGAGGUCCCAUUUUACACAUGAAUAUGGUGAUGAAAUGAAUUUACAGAAUGAGCAGAAUGCAAGUGGAACUAACACAGAGCUAUAAUGAGACUGAUCUGCAUAUUACAGUCAAUAAGAGAUGUACAGCUGUGCAUUGAAUACUGUUAUUAGUUGAAAUAAUUGAUGGAUGUUAUAUAGCAGAAGGAAAAAAAUGGUGUAAUGGUUGGAUUUUUAGUAGUUACGACUUGCGACCUUCCCGUUUUCUGA
Molecule: messenger RNA, 1715 nt
Organism: Daucus carota subsp. sativus
Lineage: Eukaryota; Viridiplantae; Streptophyta; Magnoliopsida; Apiales; Apiaceae
Product: homogentisate 1,2-dioxygenase
Exons: 9
Coding region: 157-1554 (465 amino acids)
Biological process (GO): L-phenylalanine catabolic process
Cellular component (GO): cytoplasm
Molecular function (GO): homogentisate 1,2-dioxygenase activity
Source: RefSeq, a predicted model, not a curated record